AGUUGCGCAAAAACCCUAGCACCGGUCCCAUCUCCUUCACAACUCUGCGAAAAUGCCGCCAAAGUUCGAUCCCUCUCAGGUAGUCGAAGUUUUCGUCCGAGUCACCGGAGGUGAAGUCGGAGCGGCGAGUUCACUCGCUCCAAAAAUUGGUCCACUCGGUCUUUCUCCUAAGAAAAUCGGUGAAGACAUUGCUAAGGAAACUUCAAAGGACUGGAAGGGUCUCAGAGUCACCGUCAAGCUCACUGUCCAAAAUCGUCAAGCUAAGGUAUCAGUUGUACCUUCCGCUGCCGCACUUGUGAUCAAGGCUUUGAAGGAACCUGAACGUGAUAGGAAGAAGACGAAGAAUAUCAAGCAUAAUGGAAAUAUCUCGCUUGAUGAUGUUAUCGAGAUUGCUAAAGUUAUGCAGUCUAGAUCUAUGGCUAAGGAUUUGAGUGGAACUGUGAAGGAGAUUUUAGGCACUUGCGUGUCUGUUGGUUGCACGGUUGAUGGAAAGGAUCCAAAGGAUUUGCAGCAAGAGAUUUCUGAUGGCGAUGUAGAGAUUCCUGAGAAUUGAAGAUCUGAAAAGAACGGAAUCGUGAUUCUGUUUGCAGGAGAAGGUUAAAUUCUGUAUUUUUUUUUCAAUAUAAUAGUUCUAAAGUUUGGAUUUAUCAGAUGAUACAGAAUCCUCUGUUGAGCCAGAAUUUGAUAAAAUGUUUGUUUCAUUUUGCAUUAUUAGGAUUUUGAAAUGAUCAUCUAUAUCUAUUCGAAUGCUUUUAGCUUGAA
Messenger RNA from Solanum verrucosum, 762 nucleotides. Its product is annotated as 60S ribosomal protein L12-like. The record is from RefSeq and is a predicted model, not a curated record. The transcript has a single exon. NCBI's taxonomy places the organism in Eukaryota, Viridiplantae, Streptophyta, Magnoliopsida, Solanales, Solanaceae. Gene Ontology annotation, biological process: translation. Gene Ontology annotation, cellular component: cytosolic large ribosomal subunit; ribosome. Bases 53 to 553 code for a protein of 166 amino acids. Gene Ontology annotation, molecular function: large ribosomal subunit rRNA binding; structural constituent of ribosome.